AAAAAGGUCGAUUUUUACUCUUCUAUGUGACUUCUUGUUUUAUGUCUUAAUCCAUGACAAGUCGGUCUAGCCGCCUUUCAGGCUGGCUGUCACACAUUAUGACGUUCCAAGUGAAUGUUUGGUUCCUCCUGUCCAUACCACUCCUGACCUCACCAACCCAGACUCAAAAAUUGCUCGACCAUGCUUUCAACCCCAAGGACUAUAUGAUUAAUCAAGCCGAAGGUUACGUGUUCUUUGAGAUUGUGGAGCCGGAAGAACUCAGCUAUACUUAUAAAAUGAACCAAGCGGCCUUUUCCACGCCUUGGAACAAUACCUUCCACGGGAUUCCCUUGGUUCCAUCGGAUCCGGCUUGUGGGUGUGGUUCUUAUUUCAAUGCUGAGGACGUGGAAGGCCACGUGGCUUUGGUGGAUCGUGGGGAAUGCUCGUUUGUGAGCAAGGCCUUAAAGGCUCAAGAAGCGGGAGCAGUGGGGAUUGUGAUCACCGAUCAGAAUGAGAACAAUGACGAGCUGUAUAUCAUAAUGCAGGAUGAUACCACCGAGCGGAAAGUCCAGAUUCCGGCUGGAUUUCUCUUGGGAAAAAAUGGUUAUGGAUCAUUCCGUACUUGCCUCCUGGGCUUGUUGUAGUGGAAAACGGAAAUUGUAAAUGCCAUGAGCAACCACCUUUAGUAGUGGAAUAUAAGCACAUUAUUAAGAACACUCUUCAUCGUUUGAGGAGACGCGAGGCGAUUAUCAACAUACCCAUUAAUAUUACCAAUGUGCAAAUUCACAAGCAAAAACAGCCUCCGUGGAUUGUAUGGUAAAUAAAACGUGCGGUUAGAGUACGAAUGCAAAUCUUGGGGAUGUCUGGGCUGGCAAGAAAUGCAUCUGCAUUCAACUUUAACGUCUUAUUUGCGCUUGUCUGCAUUUCCGAUCCAUUACCUAUUUCCUUUUUGUACUAACCGCUCCUGUGAUAUUUUGUUUUCAUUUUCCAUUUGUUCAAAGCACAAGAAUGCCGAAAUGACAUUCGUUUGUCAAUAGUUAUGUUUUCUAUCAUUGCUCUUGAUGGAGUUGUGACCAAUAAAAAUAUACAAAACCUCA
Messenger RNA from Tigriopus californicus, 1076 nucleotides. RefSeq names its product PRADC1-like protein. The coding region runs from base 54 to 623 and encodes 189 amino acids. The record is from RefSeq and is a predicted model, not a curated record. NCBI's taxonomy places the organism in Eukaryota, Metazoa, Arthropoda, Copepoda, Harpacticoida, Harpacticidae. The transcript has 5 exons.